Molecule: messenger RNA, 1767 nt
Organism: Phyllotreta striolata
Lineage: Eukaryota; Metazoa; Arthropoda; Insecta; Coleoptera; Chrysomelidae
Source: the annotation of a GenBank genome assembly
AUGAACGAUUCCGAAUCAGCCCCGUUCACUAUAGAAACUCUGUCGAAUUUCGACAUGAAAAUUAUAAAAGGAGUGCCUUGGGCAGAGGACAUGUACAAAGUUGUAGAAGGGAACAUAAGAAAGAUUUUUCUCAAUUGGAUAGACGUAGUUUUGACCCUAAGCAAGAAUGAAGAAGAUAUCAAUGAAUGGAAGAAUAUAUUUAUAGACAAUAUAUCAGAAGCUGGCUGUGAGAUGGUAAAAGACAUUCAAGUCAUACACGCGAAGGUAGUCAUAAGCAUUGAAAAUUCCUUUGACAAAAUUGAAGGUUUAGCUAAAUCACUAAACACAGAGCUGCCUAAAUUAAGCCUUGAAGAAACGGGCUUGUAUCCAAAGUCAUUGGAGUUGAAACAGCACAUUCGCCAAUUGGAGAAACAAUUGGAAGAAAAACAAAAUGAGCUAAACAAAUUACUUCGGAAACACACGUCUCUUUGCCAAGCCCUGGGAAAAGAUCCGAAUAACGUUCAAGAGCCCGCUUUGCUGGUUGAUAAAAUUGUAUUCUACGAAAAAAUCAUCGAUGAGCUGGAACAGGAGCGAUUUCAACUCAAUGAGAAGUUUUUUAUUUGGUCUGAUGAAAUCAUAGCCAUGGCCCAAGAACUGCAAUAUGAACCCAAAACGAGCUUUGAAACUAGCAUCAUUAAACGCCAAGAUCAACAGGUCACAUUGACUGAAGUCAAUAUGAAAGCGCUGGAAAAAUUUUAUUACAAAAUGAAAACGGAAUAUAAAAAUUUCACAGAAGAAAUUUGCGAUCUGCGAAACAAAAUCGAAAAUUUGUGGGAUUUGUUGGAAGUUGAAUUUAUCUAUAGGGAGGAAAUUAGGCAAAAAUCAAAAGGCAAUUCCAUAAAAACCUUGCAAGUGUUGAGAAAAGAAAAUGGGAGGUGCAAAGAAUUGAAAAUGGCUAACUUGAAGAAAUUUAUCCAUCAAGCCAGAGAAAAAAUCGUAGCUCUUUGGGAGGAAUGCCAGUGCAGUCAAAAUGAUAAGGAUGCAUUCGAGUGGUUCCAUUCCGAUCAUUACAAUGAAGAUUUACUGCAAUUGCACGAGUUAUGCUUGGACAAAUGGCAAGCAUAUGCAGAAGAAAACAAAGAAAUAUUAUCGUUACUUAAUAAACACCGACAAUAUUGGAAGAAACUAGUUGAACUAGAGGAGCCGACCAAUCCUCGUGACAGGUUCAAUAACCGCGGUGGUAAAUUAUUAUUGGAGGAAAAGGAACGAAAAAAAUUGAAAUCUCUUAUUCCGAAAGUUGAAGAAAAUCUAUUAGAUCUUGCGAGGAAAUAUGAAUCUCUCAAAAAUAGAGAAUUUUAUACGUAUGGUGAAACUGUUGAAGAGUACAUACAUAAUCUGCAUGCUGAAAAAGAAAAUAUCAAGAAAGAAAAAUGUACUGCAAGGAAAGCACAGAGAAAUACUCCAGGUUUUCCGAGUACCAGCAAAGCAGGAUCAACUAUGGGAAGCAUGAUGUGUCCAAAAACGACACCCAGAAAACGACUGUUCCAGUCGAAAAACGGCAGUGUUGCUAAAAAAAUGAAGCACGAAGAAUAUGCAAGUACAGAUAGUAAAGUGAUGAACACUAGGAAACGUUUGUCAAUGGAACGAAAGAAAAGAUUAAAUAAGAUACGCAAAAGCAUUCGUCACAUUAACGUAUCCUCAGAUGCUACAUUUGUUACCUUUCGGAACGAUUUGAACAGCAGAGAAGAUAUUCGAAGUACAUUGGUUACAUCAGACCAACUCGAAUAG